AUGGGAGUCCUCAAGAUCAUGCUGCUCAUCUUUGAGUCCGUUCUGUUGUCUGACUGUGCAAGGGGUCCUCCGUGGGUGUCUGAGAGGGUGGCCCACAGACAGCCAGUGCGCCUGGGGAGUUCCAUCAAGCUACCAUGCCCUGUGGAGGGAGAGCCUCCACCCCUCAUCAUGUGGACCAAGGACGGCCGCAACAUCCACAGCGGCUGGAUCCGCUUCCGCAUCCUCCGCCUGGGCCUGAAGAUCAAGGAGGUGGAGGCCGAGGAUGCUGGAACCUACGUCUGCAAAGCCACCAAUGGCUUCGGCAGCGUUAAUAUCAACUAUACCCUCAUUGUCAUCGAUUACUCUGGCGCUGAUAAGACUGGGCCAGGGGUCCCUGGUGGGGUGGACUCAGAGUAUGGCCCUGACGGCCUAUCAGGAAAACUAGUUCGUCCCCGUUUCACCCAGCCUGCUAAAAUGAGGAAGCGUGUGAUCGCCCGGCCCGUUGGGAGUUCUGUGCGGCUGAAGUGUACGGCCAGCGGUAACCCUCGGCCAGACAUCGUGUGGCUGAAGGACGACAGGCCACUGACGGAGAGUGAGGUGGGCGAGGGGCGCCAGAAGAAGUGGACCCUGAGCCUGAGGAACCUGACCCCGGAGAACAGCGGCAGGUACACCUGCAGGGUCUCCAACCGAGCCGGAGAGAUCAACGCCACCUACAAAGUGGAGGUUAUACAGCGGACCAACUCCAAGCCCAUCCUGACAGGCACUCACCCGGUCAACACCACAGUGGACUACGGUGGGACUACCUCAUUCCAGUGCAAAGUGAGGAGCGAUGUCAAACCCGUCAUCCAGUGGCUCAAGCGUGUGGAGUCCAACGAGGAGAGUCGGUACAACUCCACCAUUGAGGUGGGCGACCAUCACUUCGUGGUGCUGCCCACGGGAGAGGUGUGGUCACGCCCUGAUGGCUCCUACCUCAACAAGCUGCUCAUCACCCGUGCCAAGGAGGAGGACUCUGGCAUGUACAUCUGUCUGGGUGCCAACACCAUGGGCUACAGCUUCCGCAGCGCCUUCCUCACCGUUCUGCCAGACACCAAGCCACCCAUCACCCCGAUGUUCACCCCAGCCUCCAGCCCCCUCUCCUGGCCUGUCAUCAUUGGCAUCCCUGCUGGCAUGGUGUUCAUCUUUGGUACAGUGCUGCUGUGGUUCUGCCAGAGUAAAAAGCACUGUUCCCCAACCAGCACUGCGUCUGCCCAGGUCCUGCAGGCCUCCCACCGGCUGCCCUACCGGGAGAGGGACAGGAGCUUUGUGGCCCCUUCCUCCAGCCCAGAGAAGGACUGCCUAGGCUCCAUAAACUAUGAGGAGUAUCUGGCUCAGCAGCAGCUUCUCCUCACUCAAGGGGGCUCUGCCCUCCCCCCCAAAAUCUACAAUGACAUCCACACUCACACACACUCCCACGUGGACGGGAAGGUGCACCAGCACAUUCACUUUCAGUGUUAG
This is a messenger RNA of Salvelinus namaycush (lake trout), 1473 nucleotides long. RefSeq names its product fibroblast growth factor receptor-like 1. Gene Ontology annotation, cellular component: plasma membrane. Bases 1 to 1473 code for a protein of 490 amino acids. The record is from RefSeq and is a predicted model, not a curated record. Lineage: Eukaryota; Metazoa; Chordata; Actinopteri; Salmoniformes; Salmonidae. Gene Ontology annotation, molecular function: fibroblast growth factor binding; fibroblast growth factor receptor activity. The transcript has 6 exons.